Paecilomyces variotii is the source of this 2095-nucleotide messenger RNA. Its product is annotated as putative flavin dependent monooxygenase. Lineage: Eukaryota; Fungi; Ascomycota; Eurotiomycetes; Eurotiales; Thermoascaceae. The coding region runs from base 410 to 1876 and encodes 488 amino acids. The transcript is spliced from 2 exons. Gene Ontology annotation, molecular function: N,N-dimethylaniline monooxygenase activity; NADP binding; flavin adenine dinucleotide binding. The record is from RefSeq and is a predicted model, not a curated record.
CUACUAUCCCAACAGUGUGAUUAAACUUAUGGAACAGAUUCUCCACUGCAAUAAGUCCACGCAGGGAGAUGUGGACUGUUGAGAAAUAGCCAAUACGGCGUCCUGUAAAUAUAAGCGAUUCUGGCAGAGGAUGAUCAUCUGAGAUACAUUCUGCAGCUACCAUAUUGUCCAUAUAUUUUCCAUGUUUUACCUCGCAGCAGCUUCGUAGAGUGUUGAUACUGACUUAUGUUACGGAUCAGAGUACAGGACACGAGCCGGGAUGGCGCAACUUGCCUCCAAAGUGGCGCCAAGGGCACAUAAGAUGGGUCCGAUGGUCUGAUAAGAUAAAACCGGCGGGGUUUCCUCAGGGCCGAACAGUCGCAUUUCACAGCCACCUGUUGUUCACAUCCUCCCUUAUAAUAAUGUCAUUAUGACUGCCAUCUCAAAGAUCCGGAAUAUAGCCAUUAUUGGCGCUGGGCCCGCCGGCCUUGCGGCGGCCAAGUAUCUCCUCGCUGAGAAGAGCUUCGAUAAGAUCGACGUAUUCGAGCAGCGAAGCACACCCGGAGGCACCUGGAACUAUUCACCUGGAACCGACAAAAUUGGAGCUACAACCCCUGUUCCGCAAUUAGAUCCACGCCAGCCAGUCGAAGAGCCCAUUUGGCACCAGAAACGAAAUAGCAAAGAAGGCCAAGAAGCAACUUUUCUAUCACCUCUCUAUGAAAGACUAGAAACCAACAUUCCGAAGGAUUUGAUGCAGUUUUCCGAUAAGCCGUUUCCAGCGGAUUCUCAGCUAUUCCCGACGUUUCGGACCGUGACGGAAUACCUUCAUGAGUACGCCGACGAUAUCAGGGAGCUAAUUCAUUUCGAGACACAAGUUCUCGAUGUCACUACUGGACCGGGAAAUUCUUGGAUACUGACAAGGAAAGAAUUGCAAAAUGGACGCGUUGAGACGGAUCCAUACGAUGCCGUUGUGGUUGCAAGCGGCCACUACAAUGUUCCUUACGUCCCUGCCAUUGAGGGGAUCGAGGCAUGGAAUCUAGCUUACCCGGGGGUCAUCUCACACUCCAAAUUUUAUGAUUCCCCGGAAGCUUUUAGGGGGGAAAAGGUCAUCGUGGUAGGCAAUUCUGCAUCUGGAAUUGAUAUUGGGACUCAGAUCGCUUCGGUCUGCAAAGGACCUCUGUUAGCCUCAUCACGGUCGGAGUCGUAUCUCUCACCUGGUCCUGCGGCCGACAGGAUCGAAUACCCCGAGAUAGUGGAGUUUCUGUCACCCAGUGCUCACGAGCGUGCAGUUCGAUUCAAGGAUGGAAGGAUAGAGGAUGGAAUCGACGCCAUCGUCUUUUGCACGGGUUAUCUCUAUUCUUUUCCGUUCUUAUCAUCCCUACAGCCACCGGUGAUUCGGGAUGGCAGUAGGACUCUCAAUAUCUACCAGCAGUUGUUCUAUAUUGAGAAUCCUACAUUAGUGUUUCCGACCCUUCCCCAGAAGGUCAUACCAUUUCCCCUAUCUGAAAACCAGGCUGCUGUCUUCGCACGAGUCUUCUCUGGAAAGUUAACUCUUCCGUCCAAGGCGGAGAUGAAAGCUUGGGAGGAGUCUGUUGUUGCAGAGAAGGGAGACGGCAAAGCGUUUCAUGUUCUACCUUUUCCGAAGGAUGCUGAAUAUCUCAACUUCCUGUAUGACUGGGCAAGAAAGGCCAGAACGGAAUCGGAACUAGGUACUGAGGGGAAGGGUAAAUUGGGAACAAGAUGGGGAGAAAAGGAAAUGUGGAUGCGGGACCGUUUCCCAGAGAUCAAGAAGGCCUUCCAGAGCAAGGGAGAAGAGCGCCGCUCCAUCCGGACGUUGGAGGAGAUCGGCUUUGACUUCGAUGCAUGGAAGAAAGAACAUGAGAACAAUGGGCCAUAGCUAUGACACGCGUGAUUAUUGGGCUUGAUGGUAAUGUAGGUGAGACUGCGAUACAAUGCAUUGCAUCUAGGGACCUGGGGUGUGGAACCAGACCAUUUUGCCUAGACAGAUCAACACACUCAACUUGCGAGACUGUAUAUGGAGAAAGAUCGUAUACCAGAAAAUUCUAGACAGUACACUUUUAAUUUGUAUGAAGUGACCAUCUAUGACAUCUUGAGA